AUGUUCGCCCGAGUAGCUCGCGCCGCCACGUUUACCGCUGCCCGCCGCUCGCCGCCCGUCGCGCUGUGUGCGUUGCAGACUCGUGAAAAGUCCUCGCUCGUCUCUGUGCUCAAUCGCGAGCUGCAGGAAGAAAAAGCUAAUUGCUUUGAAGAGCCAGAGCUUGAGAAGCUUCGUGUCAAGGUGGAAAAGGUCUUUAAGCUACAGGAAUCUUCAGGAUGUAUGGACAUUUUCCUGCAGGGCUCGGUGGGCGACGACGCGAUCAAGAUCAAGUUUAACGCUCAGGAUACUGUUGAGCUUGACGACGAGGAUGAGGGUUAUGAUGAAGAGGACGAGGACGACGAGGUACAGGUACAGGAUCAGGAGGAGGAAGAUGACGACGACGAAGAGGAGGACGAGCUGCCGGGUGUCCGCUUUACGGCUGACGUGACCCGCGACAACAAGGGACUGCAGUUUGACUGCGUGGCUGGCAGCAACCUCACGGUGGAACGCGUGCGCUACUUGAGUGAUUUUGCCAAGGACGCUGAGGACGAGACGCUGUACUUUGGCCCAGACUUUAUCGAUCUGGAGCUUGAUGUGCAAGACAAGUUCUAUGGCUACCUGGCUGAGCGCAAGAUUGACGAUGAGUUGGCGCAGUUUAUCUCGCAGUUUGCUGAUCUCAAGGAGCAGCGUGAGUACCUGAGUUUCCUCGAAGACGCUGCAAGCUUUGUCAAAGACUGA
This is a messenger RNA of Peronospora matthiolae, 717 nucleotides long. The record is from the annotation of a GenBank genome assembly. Lineage: Eukaryota; Oomycota; Peronosporomycetes; Peronosporales; Peronosporaceae.